This is a messenger RNA of Hylaeus volcanicus, 7351 nucleotides long. RefSeq lists its product as uncharacterized. Gene Ontology annotation, molecular function: ATP binding; chromatin binding; ATP hydrolysis activity. Gene Ontology annotation, cellular component: chromatin; nucleus. The transcript has 20 exons. NCBI's taxonomy places the organism in Eukaryota, Metazoa, Arthropoda, Insecta, Hymenoptera, Colletidae. Bases 252 to 6563 code for a protein of 2103 amino acids. Gene Ontology annotation, biological process: chromatin remodeling. The record is from RefSeq and is a predicted model, not a curated record.
UCUAAUUUAGAUACUUUUUGAAUUUGAAAUGUUUUUUAUGAAAAGUAAUAAAGUAUCUUUUUACAAUUGAUUAUGUACUAAAGGUAUGAAACGUUCUUGUGAGGUCACUAUUAAACAAAAACUUGUUCGGUUCAACAUGUAUUCCAAUAUUGAGUGAAUGAUGAUCAGCUUUUUUUGAUUUUUUAGAUUCAUUUUUUUUGGAUACCGUGAAAAACAAUUAAUAUUUUGUUUCUCAUUACAUUCGUUAAUUGAUGGGGAGGUGGAUUCGAUCUCAUGCAUCCGAAUUAUCUGAUGAUUCUUCUGGUGCCUAUUCUGAUGUCGAUGCAUCUUAUUCUGGUAGUAGACGGUAUAAGAGAAGCGCGGAUUCAACUUGCUCUAACUUUGUUUCGUCUAAACUAAGACCGCGAAGUAAUAAACGAAAUUUAGUCUAUCAUGACGGAGAUGUUGAUUUUGAUGAGUUUCUGGAUGAAGAAGAAGAUGAAGAAGAAGACAAAAAAGAAGAUGUCUCUCUAGAAAAUCUUCCAAUAGUUUUAAAAAAUGUUGUAGAAAAAUUUUUAAUGCGUCGUAUACAAAAAAGUAAAGAAACAAAUGAUGAGCAUGUGCCAGAACAAGAAACCUCAAAGACGGAUUUGCGACAAAAUAGUUUGGAAUUGUCUUUGUCUAAUACCCUAGAGUCUGUAAAUAACGAUGACACUACACAGCCCGAAACCAAUAGUUCACCGUAUGAUUCCGGUGGUUCAUGUCAAAAAAAGAAUGUGAAAUAUGAUUAUCUAGUAAAAUAUCAUAAUAUAUCAUUUAAUCAUUGUGAAUGGUUGGAUGAAGAUACGGUUCAAUCUCUCAUAGCAUCCGAUCGCCCUUUACGUACCCGAUAUAAUAAUUUUAUUCGUAAAAAUGAAGCAGGUAUUGAAAUACCAGAGGCAGAACUUGUUAGAAGUGUUCCGGAACGUAUAGUUGAUUGUUCCGAUCCUUUCCGAGCUUUGUAUCCUACAAAAGCUGCUGAUGUGACGAGGCAUGAGUGGACCGUGUAUUGUUUGAAAAUCGUGGAUGCUCUAGUUUGUUGUUCAAGGGAUCAUAGGUGUUAUGGUAUACCAUUUUUACGUCCAGUAGAUGAAGAAAAAGAUGGAGCUCCAGGAUAUUAUGAUAUUGUGAAAUCACCUAUGGAUUUUAUAACUGUACAGACCAAAUUAUAUUUACGUCGUUAUGCGUCUCCCCAAGAAUUUUGGGCGGAUGUUAAAAAGAUUUUUUCAAACUGUUUACAAUAUAAUUCUCCGCGAACUGAAAUCGCAAUUUGUUGUCGUUACUUGGAGGCAUUAUUUGAUAAGUUAUAUCAUGAAUGGGCUUGUUUAUCUCGGGCAAAUCAAGAUGAGGCGGAGACUGUUACAAAAGAAAAAGAUUUGCCUUAUAUAGAAUCAAAUGAUCCAAUUUUAACUUUACAAAAUGCUAUUCAACAUAUUUCAUUUUAUAAACAACUGAAAAAUACAGAGCGAACUAUUUUAUACCUUGUUAAAUGGAAGAAUCGUUCCUAUACGGAAAUGUCUUGGGAAUUUCCUUGUGACAUUUCUGAAAAAAUAAAAAUUGCACAAUACCAUCGUUACGUACGCGUUCCGGAUUAUGUUGUGAGUAGUAAAGGUCCAGGAUAUUGGGAAUUAGACUUACAGAGGAAGAUGCUUCAAGAAACUCUUAUGCAUUGUAGAGCAGCACGUGAAUAUCUUUGUGGUUCGAUGGCGAUGCCUAUUCAAUCACUUCCAACGCUUUCUUGUGCGGGAUCACAAACGAUGUCUAAGGAGCGUUGGUCGUAUACAACAAAUGGUGCUCGUGAACACUUACGACAACAAUACUCUUACCCUCGGGUUUUUUCUGGUAAUGGUGUUGCCAUGACAGCAGCGGCUGCCGCGAGUGCUGCUGCGGAUCACGAAGAACAAAAUCAACAAGCAAUGUUACGGCGUGCUGCAACUCCUUUGUUAGAUAUGAAUCGUUUUACUGAAGCACAAAAUUUAACAGGAUAUUCUAAUUUGAGUGCUGUUGGUGCAGCAGCGAAUCUGGUUCCUUCAUCGUUUUUAGACCCGAAUUCUUUUAUGCAAAAUCCAUUAUCAACUCCAAAUUAUAAUGAUCCAACAUUAUUUCCUGCAUAUGCAGCAAUGUUAGCGUGUCGAUUUCCUCGUUUUGUUCCUUCGUCUUUAGGUCCUAUAGCCAGACUUCCAGUUAAUACACCACCAACUCCAACCAACUUUGUCCCCCAACCCAUGGUGUGUAAUUCACAAGAAAAUUAUACCAUGCCUUCGCCUUUGUUAGAUAUGAACCAAUCAACAGGAAAUGCUAAUACAUAUACACAAUAUCCAUCAACCAAUACUGCUUCUAAUUAUGCUCAUUAUUCAACACCUCAGUUGUAUAAUGUUCCUAGACAAAACCUUAAUAUGGUACCAGUUUCUUCUUCAGUUCAGGAAUCCAUACGAGGACGUCCGUUUGUUAUGCCAAAUCAUCCUCCAAUGAUGCAAAUGCCACACACUUUACCUCCACAUCAGCAAAUUGUUCCUCAGGUUGCUUUCCCUACUCCAGCCUUUAUGCAUCAUCAGUUUAUGAACAAUCAAUCGCGUACGGUUCAGCCGCCUGCUACUCAGCAAAAACUAAACCAAAUGCCGUAUAUACCAGAUGCACCUAUACCUCCUUCUUCACCUAAUAUGAAUACAUCUCAACGUCCUUGCACACCUUCGGAUAUAUCUGCAAUAAAGCAACCAUCCAAUGGGACUCAUUAUUUUACUUCAUCUGAAAUGUGUGAAGGAUAUACGAUUCCUACAGCAGUAAAAACUGAUAAAAAUUUACUGAAAUUCAAACCAACUUUAUGGACAAAACAUACAAGUGUGUCAUCUUCCUAUGAAAAAGCCUUUUCUAAUUAUUUUUAUAAAAAAAAAAUGCGACGGUUUCAACCAUUUGAUACACUGAGUCAUUUCAAACAGUAUGAAAAGAGUUUUUCCAGUCCUCAACUGCGCCAUUCUUGUGAAGGAUAUACAGAAGAACAAACUCAACCAACCAUGGCUGAAUCCUUUUCUAGUGAGGAGGUACUUCCACCAAUACAAAACUUUUCCUUAAAUCAACAACAACACGAUAACGUUGAUGGCGACUUGAUGCAUACCAUGUUGAACAACGUACAAGUAGAGACAAAAGAAAAACUUGAGAAUGAUGAUAAUCAAGAAAAUCUUGAAGAACCUACUAAUAAAAGUAAAGAGUCUAAUGAAAAAACAGAUGUUUACAAAGAGUCAGCAGUAACGACUGAGGUCAAAAGUACGGAAGCUUCCGAGAACGCAAGCCAAUCUGUAACCGAGCAACUAGAGACACUCAAUGUAAAUACCGAGUCCUUGGUUGAAGGUGAAAAAAUGUCACUACCUUUGAUAAAAAAAGAUGAGAUACCUAAUGACUCUAAUUGUAAAGAAGAAAUGACUUUGCAAAAAGUUUCUUCUGACGAAACAUCUAAAGAAGACCCUUUAAUAACAACAAAUGUGGUCGAUUUAGCAACUUCUGUUAAGGAAAAAGAUGAAACUAUUCGUAAAGAAGAGAAAAAAACACCUCCACCUCUUGAUCGUAGUCGACCAGCUUCUUUUGCAGCUCAGUCCAUUUAUGCUGAACAAUAUAGUCGUAUGAAAAGACCUAAACCUCCGCCCCCAGGUGUUUCCAGACGCUAUCUUGUCUCUUCAGCUUAUAAGGGGAAUCGAAAAUUAUUUGAUUAUCAAUUGGAUGGAUUGAAUUGGAUGCUGGACUUAUGGUCAAGUGGAAAUAAUGGUAUUUUAGCAGACGAUUUAGGUUUGGGUAAAACAGUUCAAUCUAUGGCGUUUUUGUGGCAUUUGUAUACAAAAGAACGCAUGCGUGGACCAUUUUUAGUUAUCGCACCUUUAAGUACGUUAGAGCAUUGGAGAAAUACUGCAGAAGAUUGGACUGAUUUAAAUGUGAUUCUUUAUUAUGAUGAAAAUGGUCGGGUUGGGCGUGACGCUCUUCGUCGAGUUGAAUGGUAUCAUUAUAUGGUUCAAAUCAAUUCGGUUCCAGUCGAUGAUUCAACACGACCUAAAGUUUCGGGAUCUGUUACAACAGCACAAAUUGUUCCAACAUCUCAUUAUAAAUUUCAUUUGUUGUUAACAUCGUACGAAAUCUUCGCUUCAGAUGCCGAACUCCUUAUAACAAUUCCUUGGCAAUUCGUCAUUCUGGAUGAGGCUCACAAAUUAAAAAAUCGAUUAUCGAAAACAUUGCAACUUUUACGUCAAAUUGCUUGUCGUCAUACAUUGCUGUUAACAGGAACUCCAGUUCAAAAUAACACUGAAGAAUUGUGGCCUCUUUUAAAUUAUAUUGAACCGGUUCGGUUUUGUGAUGUCGAGGCUUUUAAAAUGGAAUUCGGGAACCUUCAAACAAAUGAACAAGUCACAAAACUUACGGAAUUGCUACGACCUCAUUUAUUGCGACGUGUUAAAGAAGAUGUAGCAGAUUCGAUUCCUCCGUUAGAAGAAACCAUCAUUGACGUUGAAUUGACUAUCCUUCAAAAAGCUUAUUAUAAAGCAAUAUUUGAGAGAAAUAAGAAUUUUUUAUUUAAAAAUGUAAAAAAAGGACAACGUGUGCCCAAUUUAAGAAACGUUGAUAUGGAACUACGCAAAUGUUGUAAUCAUCCUUUUAUGAUUCAUGGAGUCGAACAACGGGAGUAUGCAUCUUGCAAAACGGAGCAAGAGAAAUUUAAAAAACUUACUGAAAGUAGUGGGAAAUUGGUCUUGUUGGAUAAAUUAUUACCCAAAUUAAAGGCGGAAGGCCAUAAAGUUUUAAUUUUUUCUCAAUUUCAGCAUACAUUAUCCAUUAUUCAAGAAUUCAUUAUGUACAAAGGUUGGAAAUUCGAACGACUCGAUGGGCAAGUAAAAGGUGUGGAUCGAUCUGGUGCCAUAGCUCGUUUUAAUGAUGCCACUGCUGAGCGUUUCAUUUUUUUAUUAUCUACACGAGCUGGGGGAUUAGGUAUUAAUUUAACAUCUGCAGAUACUGUUAUUAUUUUUGAUUCCGAUUGGAACCCUCAAAAUGAUAUACAAGCGACAGCUAGAGCACAUCGCAUUGGUCAAGAAAGAGAAGUUAAGGUGUACCGUUUAGUUACAGCUAGAACCUAUGAAGCUGACAUGUUUGAUCGUGCUUCGAAAAAAUUAGGUUUAAACACAGCGGUUUUUCAAUGUGGGGCGUUUGAUUCAAAAUUACGAUUGGAUAAAAACACUAAUAUCAAUGGAGAUGAUAAAAUAAGUGGUAUUUCUGGGUCUAAAGUUCCCUCAAAAGAAGAAGUUGAGGAAUUAUUGAAAAAUGGGGCAUUUUAUUUAUUAGAAGGCAAUGGAAAAGCGGCUCGUGAAUUUCAAGAAAAUAACAUAGAGGAAAUUUUAAGUCGAAACUCACGACUUGUGCGUUAUCAAUUAACAGGAAUGCGAUCAACUUUUUCUAAAACCUCCUUCAAAUCAGAUAAGGCGUCUGAUUUAAGUUUCGAUGAUCCGGAUUUUUGGAAAAAAGUUUUAAAUGAUUCAUCCUCACGAAGGUUGCUAGCACGUUUGAAUGAUGGGUCUGCAACUGUCGAUGAUGCUUCAAUGGAAGAGUUUAUGAAUGAUUUACAAGCUGCAGUUGAAGGUAUAGCGGCUGAAGAUGAUCCGGAACCCGUUAUAGAAGCUCUUGUUCAACUAACAAAUCUUACAACGUUUAGUACGAGUCAGCGGCAAAUAGCAGAACAGUGGCUUGCGCGUGUUAACUCAAAUUUAGAAACCUUACAGGAAGUUAGCAACAUUGAUGGAGGAUCACGUAAAGAGAAUAGUAAUGAAACAAGUUCUGUAACAAAUCAUAGCAAUGCUAAGGGCCUCACGCCAGGUUUAAGACGUUCUGCCCGAGUAAGCCGUAUGGAAGAUGGAUAUAGAGGGUUAGGUUCUGCUUACCGGGGCACAAGUGAUGAGGAGCUUUAUUGGCUAAUGGCAGUCGAGAAACGCGAUAAACAACGCACUGCACGUCGAAUGAGACGUGCGCUACAGGAUAAUGAUGGUUGCGAAAAAAGUCAUGCGGAUUCAACCAAAAGUGACAUAGCUUCUCCCGAUGAUACACUAUCCUCUUCUUUAGGAGGUUCAUCUAUUAGGUCUAAAAAGAAAGGAAUUGACGUGUUGCAACAUGAUUCAACAAUUGCAAAAGAAUCAAGACAAUUUUAUAAUAAUUAUAGUGAUAGUGAAGAUGACGGUGCAGGUUUAGAAGAUUUUUUAAGUGAUAUAACUUCUAUGAUGGAUGAAGAUGAUGAUGAUGAGGAUUUGAAGCCUAAAUUCAAUCGCCGUGGCUCAGGUGAACGACGUGGUCGAAGAAGACGUCAAACGGGGAUUACUCGUAGUAGUCUUCAAAGUAAUCUAGGCUUUGCAACUGAGAGAAAACCACGACGGAAAAGAAAAUUAAGCCUUAAGGACGGUACUAUGGAUGAAUCAGCUUGUAUCGAUGGGACACUAAUCGUGCGCGAACCAAAAGUAACUCGAGGAAUAAGAGGCGUACGGGGUUCUGCACGUGGAUCUACAAGAGGCCGUAAAAAAUCCCAGUAACGUUUAUCGUAAAAUUUAAAUCAAAAAGGCUUAAUAACAAUUGUUAAUGAAACAUAAAUAACUGUUAAGAUUACAAAUUUUUUUUUUUUUGACGGAAUUCGAUCAAUUUCAGCAAGUUUUUCAUAAUUGAUAAGUUUGGUUUUGGUAUUUUAAGUCUUGGUAGAAGAAAAAAAAAAUAUACGGUUUCGCAUAUUUUUGGGGUAGUACUAAUAUAAAUAUACCUGUGUGUAGUAGUACUGAUAAUUUUGAGAAACCUCUCUAGCAAUCUCACUCUCAAAGCCCCAAAAAGUAUUCAACAAAGAUUGAAGUAGACUUGGUACACACUACAAAGGUACUUAUUGUUUUUUUAAAAAAGAAUACGUAUGCCGUUUAAACAUGAGUUUUUUACUAUAAACUCGUAAAUAAACAUAUGACUUCUAAUACUUUUAGUAUUUCAAAUAAAAAAAAAAUUUAAAACAUUUUUUAAUAUGAAGUGAAAAUUUGAACCACCUUGUCUCCGAUUUUUACCAUGGUUAAUUCUUUUUUACAAUAGAGUAAUAGUGGAAUUGCCUGUAUUUUACACAAUGUUAGUAAAUUGACAAGACUCUUUAGUCACCGCGUUUUUCGAGGUCUGUUCGAGUGUGUGUUGUAAGAAAACAAAACGUUUCAUACAAUUAUCUAGAAAACAAUUUUUAAACUUAAUGUCGCGAAUACAAAUAAAAUCUGGAACCGACCCCGUUUUUACUAAUACUGUCAAAUAAUACUUAAAAAACAAAAAAAAAUAAAUGUUAUAUUGCCGAAUUCAAUCU